AUGCCCAGUAUCGAUACCGUGCAAGGGAUUAGUUCCAUUUCUUUGGUAACGGAUGAUGCUGACAAGUUCAAUAAAGUUACGAAUUUCUACAAUUCAUUGGGACUCCGUUUGGUGAAGAGCUUUUCCAAAUUAGCUCAAGAUGGUCAAUCAUCCGAACCAAAGACUCAUUUGGGGAUUUCCCAUGAUUCCUUAAAGGAGAUUUGGCUCGAGAGUUUCCCCUUACAAAGGGAAGACGAGACUAUUCCAGGUGCGAUAGUUCCCUGGCAAGAUCUUGAAAUCUACAUUGGUGAUGACUCAGAGCCUCUCUGUGAUAACACCUUGUUGAAAAUCAGAUUAUCUACAUUUCCAGUUCAUGCUUCCGAGAAGGAUUUGUUGACAUUAAACUUUUUUUCAACCAAUUUAACCAAGGCCAAAUCUAUUUUGACUGAGAAAUUGAACGUCAAGCUUAUCGAAGAUACACCAGAUUUCCUCUCACUUAAAGACCCUUUAGACAACGUGUUGAUCUUCAGAAAUAGUCUAAACGAUUUGGCUAGAGAAAAGUACAAUUCUCCAAAAGAAUAUUUGGAGAAGAAAGCCACCGAAAUCUUAGCCCAUAUUACCGAAAAGAUAGAAUUAGAUGCUGAAUCCGAUGAAACUUCAGAGGCAACCAAAAAGAAGAAGAAAAUCGCCGUCAUGACCUCUGGUGGAGAUGCUCCAGGUAUGAACCCUGCUGUCAGAGCUGUUGUAAGAGCAGGUAUCUAUCUUGGAUGUGAUGUGUUUGCUGUAUACGAAGGUUACACCGGUCUUGUUACCGGGGGAGAUUUAUUGAAGAAGAUGUCUUGGGGUGAUGUCAGAGGAUUCUUAAGUUAUGGGGGUACCAAUAUCGGAACUGCCAGAUGUAUGGAGUUCAGAAAAAGAGAAGGUAGAUUGAUGGGUGCAUACAACAUGAUCAGCAAUGGUAUUGAUGCCUUGAUCGUUUGUGGUGGUGACGGUUCAUUAACUGGUGCAGAUUUAUUUAGAGCUGAAUGGCCUUCAUUAUUAGACGAAUUGAUCGAAACGGGUAGAUUGACCAAAUCUCAAGUUGCUCCUCAUAGGAAUUUGACCAUUGUGGGGUUAGUGGGGUCCAUUGAUAAUGAUAUGGCCAUGACUGAUGCCACAAUUGGUGCCUACUCCGCUUUGGAAAGAAUCAGUGAAAUGGUCGAUUACAUUGAUGCAACUGCUUCUUCUCAUUCAAGAGCCUUUGUCGUUGAAGUUAUGGGAAGACAUUGUGGUUGGUUGGGUUUGAUGGCCGGGUUAUCAACAGGCGCUGAUUUUAUAUUCAUCCCUGAAAGACCUCCAAAGCAUGGCAAAUGGCAAGAGGAUUUGAAGCAUGUUUGUUCUAAACAUAGAGCAAAGGGUAGAAGAAAGACAACUGUUAUUGUUGCCGAAGGUGCUAUUGAUGAUCAACUUCAACCCAUCACUUCAGAUGAAGUCAAGAAAGUCUUGGUUGAAUUGGGCUUGGACACCAGAAUUACUACUUUGGGUCAUGUUCAAAGAGGUGGUACCGCAGUUGCAUAUGAUCGUUUAUUAUCCACUUUGCAAGGUGUUGAAGCUGUGAAGGCUGUUUUGGACUUAACUCCUGAAGAUCCUUCUCCUAUGAUUGGUAUCUUGGAAAAUAGAAUUGUCAGACGCCCGUUAGUUGAAGCCGUUGCCUUAACCAAAUCUGUAGCUGAUGCCAUUGAAAGUAAGGAUUUCGACAAGGCAAUGUCUUUAAGAGAUACUAACUUUGCUGAAGCCUAUCACAGUUUCAAUGCAAUUUCUAUAGAUGAUGACGACGAAACAAAGUUGUUACCUGAAAGUGAAAGACUCAACAUAGGUGUUGUUCACGUUGGUGCCUCUUCAUCUGGGUUAAAUGCUGCUACCAGAGCUGCUGCAUUGUACUGUUUAUCUAAAGGUCAUAAGCUUUUUGGUAUUGUUGAAGGGUUCAGUGGAUUGAUUGAAACAGGUGAAGUUAGGGAAUUAAAAUGGUUAGAUGUUGAGAACUGGCACAACAAAGGUGGCUCAGAAUUAGGAACAAAUAGAAGUUUACCAAGUGCAGACUAUGGUAAGGUUGCUUACUAUUUGCAAAAAUACAACUUGCAAGGUUUAAUAAUCAUUGGUGGGUUUGAAGGGUUCAGUGCUCUACACGAACUUUAUUCUGAAACCAAAAGAUAUCCUAUUUUCAAUAUUCCUAAGAUUUUGAUUCCUUCUACGGUCUCAAACAAUGUACCUGGUUCCGAGUACUCCUUAGGUUCCGACACCUGUUUGAACCAAUUGGUCAAGUAUUGUGAUGCAGUUAAACAAAGUGCCUCUUCUUCAAGAAGAAGAGUGUUUGUUGUUGAAGUACAAGGUGGACACAGUGGAUAUGUUGCCUCUUAUUGUGGUUUAAUCACGGGUGCUAUUGCAACAUACACUCCUGAAGCCAAGAUUGAUUUAUCAGUUUUGCAAAGUGAUAUUGACUUAUUACUCGAAGUAUUUGCUAAUGAUAGGGGUGAAGAUAGAAACGGUAAGAUGAUCAUUCGUAAUGAGCAAGCAUCGACUGUUUAUUCCACAGAAUUAAUUGCUGAUUUAUUGAAAGAAAACUCUGGUAAGAGAUUUGAAACCAGAACCGCAAUUCCAGGUCAUGUUCAACAAGGUUAUACUCCAAGUUCAAUGGAUCGAGUAGUAGCCAUCAGAUUUGCUACCAAAGCUAUACAAUUUAUUGAAAGUGAGAAUAAGAUUAUUGCCAAUGAUGAAUAUUGUUCACCUUCAGUUGUUUUAGGUGUUCAAGGUACUGACAUCAAGUUGCUGAAUGUUGCGCACUUGUACAGUGAAGACGCCGAUGUGAAGUUAAGAAAGGGUAAGACUGUUCAUUGGCGAGAAAUGACCUACGUGUCCGACAUGUUGAGUGGGAAGUUGAUGUUGCUUGAGGGCAAAGAAUGCUGA
Molecule: messenger RNA, 2922 nt
Organism: Lizanozyma spartinae
Lineage: Eukaryota; Fungi; Ascomycota; Pichiomycetes; Serinales; Debaryomycetaceae
Gene: PFK1
Product: 6-phosphofructokinase subunit alpha
Exons: 1
Coding region: 1-2922 (973 amino acids)
Biological process (GO): canonical glycolysis; fructose 6-phosphate metabolic process; fructose 1,6-bisphosphate metabolic process
Cellular component (GO): 6-phosphofructokinase complex; mitochondrion; cytoplasm
Molecular function (GO): AMP binding; ATP binding; monosaccharide binding
Source: RefSeq, a predicted model, not a curated record